UCUCUCUCCCUCUCCUUCGCCCUCUCUCUCACUCACACACACACAUUCUCCCUCACACACUCCCUCUCUGACGCCUUCUUCUUCUCAAUGGAGGCCAUGAGAAGAAAGCAGCCCGCUGGUCUAGCCAAGGGCAGUGUGGAUAAGGGUGCCUCCACAAAAAAAGAGGAACUCAAUGCAGCAAGCAACGGAGAGGAGAAGCCAGAUGGGGACGAAGAGGUAGCAGCCAGACUGGCCUCCACUGCAGCAGAGGCAAUGCUAAACGGCACUGAAUGUGACGACGCGAGGCACAAGAGCCCGACACACGGCUCUGCAACGGGCAGCAAGAAGACUUUACUGUUGGUUAACGAAAACGGCACGUCAGACACAGAGCCACCGCACGGUUCUGUCACUGGAAGCAAUGGGUUCAUUCUCACUAAGCAGCAGCAGGAAGAUGGCUCUGCAGCGACGCCGGGUUUGGGAGUUUCCCCUCAUAGGACUAACUGGUUGCCUUCGGGCUCACCAGCAGGGGGGAGCACAGCCAAACCCCUCCCUGCCUUGGCGUCUGGGUGUGCACAGAGUUUAGGUGCACUAAGGACUGACCCCAGCAUGGGGACUACAUCGGGACAAGGGACACCAGACACUAAAAAUGGCACAGCACCAGCUCCAACACCGGCCCCAGCACCCGUCACGAUACACAGAGCGCGCAAGACCAUGUCCAGACCUGCUGUCAGUGCGGCACAAAAGCUUCUUAACAGGGAAUUAAGAGAAGCAAAGAGUGCCAAAAUGGAGAAGACGGAGGCUCAUGUUGCACCCGACGCCCAGAAGUCCUCGUCGCAGUCCUCCGCUCAGAACCACCUACCUCAGAGUCCACCGGAUACGCCAGCUUCAGCACAAACGGCUUCAUCAGCUCCACCAACGCCUCCAGCGCCUCCACCACCACCCCUGGCUCCCGCACCACACUCUGCUCCUCCAGCUCCGGCCAAACUCCACCUAGGCUCUUACUCAGGAGGGUUGUCAUCCCGUAAGAAGAAAAGGAGGAUGGGAACGUACAGUCUGGUUCCCAAGAAGAAAGCCAAAGUGCUCAGGCAGAGAACUAUGAUGGAAAUGUAUAAGGAUUUACGACACUCCAAGAGUCCACAGACUAAAGAGGUAUCAAACAUAAAUGGGGAGAAGGUUGAAAAUGCAUCAGAGGAGGAGGAGUCCGAGGAGGUGGAGUCGGAGGAAGAGGAGCGACAACAGCCAGCGGAAGAACCUGUCAGCGUUGCCCAGGAAGCAAGAUCUGAACCCAUCUCUCAGGAGGCGGGAGACGAGCAGGAGUCUGAGGAGUCUGGAGAAGAAGAGGGAGAGGAGGAGGGCACAGAGUCUGACUUGAGCACAGAGUCCAGUCUGAAGAAAAAGUUGAAAAAGAAAACAAAAGCAGACAGCGCGUGGCUCAGGCCGUCCAGGAAACGCAAGAGGAGGCUAAAGGCCAAAGUCUUCUGCUCAGAACCAGAGGCGGUGGAUCAACCUCAGGCCUCAGCCCACACCCCGGCAGGCGAUAGGAAGGAGUACACGCAGAUUCCCUCGCCUGAGUCGGUCAACCUCAACAAGCCCCAAGAGCCGACGGUUUCCUCACAGGUCAAAGACUCUCUGGGGUCGGCCAUUGAGGAGGCUCAGGAGCUUCCGCUCUGCAGCUGCCGUAUGGAGACGCCCAAGAGUCGAGAGAUUCUCAUCCUGGCGGACAGGAAGUGCAUGGCCACAGAGAGCGUGGAUGGACAGCUGACCCGCUGCCAGGGUGCCAUACUGAAACAUGAAAUGAUGCGUCCCUCCAACUCCGUUCAGCUGCUGGUUCUGUGCGAGGACCACCGUAACGGCAUGGUGAAGCACCAGUGCUGCCCCGGGUGUGGCUUCUUCUGCAGGGCUGGGACCUUCAUGGAGUGCCAACCGGACGUCAGCAUCUCUCACCGUUUCCAUCGUGCUUGUGCCUCAAUGCUGAAAGGUCAAAGCUUCUGUCCCCACUGCGGAGAGGAGGCCAGCAAGGCCAAGGAGGUCACCAUCGCCAAGGCCGACACCACCUCCACUGUGCCUCCUGGGCUGACACACGGACCUGCCACCACCGGGGUCCCCGAGGGCCGAGCAGACACCACCACUGGCAGUUCUUCUCGACUGGCCGUGGGGGCUGAAGUCAGCGGGAAGGCCGACAGUUCGCUGCCCAUCCGUUCUGCACAUGGACUCGACACCCCUGCUGUUCCCGGGUCAUCUAGGACCGCACUGCUGCAGGCCGGGACAGGAACAAUGGACUCACCCACAAUCCCUCAAGGAACGCAGAGAGAGACUCUAGAGAGCAUCCUGGUAGCUCUCGACACAGAGAAACCCAAGAAGCUACGUUUUCACCCCAAACAACUUUACCUCUCAGCCAAACAGGGAGAACUCAAGAAGGUCUUGCUUAUGUUGGUGGACGGUAUCGACCCAAAUUUUAAGAUGGAAUCUCAGAACAAACGCACACCUCUCCAUGCCGCAGCUGAGGGAGGACACAAAGACAUCUGUCACAUGCUCGUACAAGCUGGUGCGAACUUGGACAUGUGUGAUGAAGAUCAGCGGACGCCACUCAUGGAGGCGUGUGAGAACAACCACAUGGAGACUGUCCUGUACCUGCUGAGAGCUGGAGCAAGCGCCACGCACAAGGAUGUUGAAGGGUUCACGUGUCUCCACCUAGCGGCAAAGUCUGGUCAUUACAACAUUGUCGAGCACCUUCUGUCCACAGGAUUGAUUAACAUAAACUGUCAGGACGAUGGCGGUUGGACAGCCAUGAUCUGGGCGACAGAGUACAAGCAUGUGGACCAGGUGAAGCUACUUCUGUCCAAAGGAGCUGACAUCAGCAUCAGGGACAAGGAAGAGAAUAUCUGCCUUCACUGGGCAGCAUUCUCCGGCAGUGUGGACAUCGCCGAGCUGCUCCUGAACGCCCGCUGUGAUCUGCAGGUCGUCAACAUCCAUGGAGACUCUCCUCUGCACAUCGCUGCCCGGGAGAAUCGUCUGGACUGUGUCACACUUUUUCUGUCCCGAGGGGCAGAUGUGUUUCUGAAGAACCGCGAGGGAGAAACUCCUCCAGACUGCUGCAGCCACAACUCAAAGGCCUGGGCAGCCCUGCAGGCCCACAGGAGGGAGAAGGAUGCCAAGAACAGCAGGCUCAAUCGAACAGAGCAAAAAGUCCUUCACAGUGACAUCGCUCUGGGGCAGGAGCGUGUUCCCAUUCCCUGUGUCAACUCUGUCGACAGUGAACCUUAUCCAGACGGCUACAAAUACAUCCCCGAAAACUGUGUCACUUCCCCCAUGAACAUCGACAGGAACAUCACACACUUGCAGUACUGCGUUUGUAAAGAAGACUGUUCAACAAGUAUCUGCAUGUGUGGACAACUCAGUCUGCGCUGCUGGUACGACAAGGCUGGUCGUCUUCUACCUGAAUUCUGCCGUGAGGAGCCUCCUCUCAUCUUUGAAUGUAACCAUGCAUGCUCCUGUUGGAGGACCUGUAAGAACCGUGUAGUGCAAAACGGACUCAGGACGAGGCUUCAGCUCUUCAGGACCAAUAAGAAGGGCUGGGGUGUUCGUGCAGUACAAGACAUACCACGGGGGACCUUUAUAUGCGAGUACGUAGGUGAGAUCAUCUCGGAAGCCGAGGCAGAGAUGAGGCAGAAUGACGCUUACCUGUUCAGUCUGGAUGAUAAGCCUCAAGAUCUGUACUGCAUCGAUGCCCGUUUCUAUGGAAACAUCAGCCGCUUCCUUAAUCACAUGUGCGAGCCCAACUUGUUUGCCUGUCGAGUGUUCACGACACACCAGGACCUCCGUUUCCCACACAUUGCCUUUUUUGCCAGUGAAAACAUCACAGCUGGAGAGGAGCUUGGAUUUAACUAUGGCGACCACUUCUGGGAAGUCAAAAGCAAACUGUUCAACUGCGAAUGUGGCUCUUCUAAGUGCAAGUACUCGUCAGCAGCCAUGGCAUCGCUGCAGGCGGAUAGCACACCAGAGGACCGGCAGCAGCCCAGCGCGUCACCUGACACCAGCUCUUCCAACAGUCCUUCCAGUCCUUCUUAAAACUGUCCUCACACUAAACUUCGAUACAUGUACACGACUGACGGACACACAGGGAUGCCUGUCUUCAUCCUCCUUGAAAUUUUGUCUAUAUCUAUAGGUCCACUUCUUGAUUAAAACCAUGGACCAUCAAACAUCAAGAGAACCCAUAAUACGCUGUCACACGGAACCAGACGCACAAUCAAAUCCUGAAAGAACUUCACUGCUCCUGUUAUUCCACCUUGUAUAACAUGAACAGCAGGGGGCAGUGACAUUACACACAGCAAAUGUCACAGAGGACAAUAAAAAAACAGUCUUUGCAUUUCAUAUAUAACUCUACUGGGAAGGAGAACUGUGCAUUUUGUCUUCUCUGUCUUUUUUAAAGAUUGGUUGAUAUUGUUAAAUGGCUUUUCUUAUGGAGUCAUGAUCAAGGAAUUUUGGGGUUGGGGAGGAGGGUUGAGACAUAGGAGUUUGUCUUUUGAAAAGACAACUUCAGCAUACAGCUGGGUUUAACUUGUUUGACCUUUGUGGUCAUUUAUCAUCAACCAUUCCAGCAAAAUUAGACGAUAAAUAUUGAAUUAUGUUGCCACUUUGUGUCAUUUGAACUUUGUUACAGUGUUUGACAUGUCCAACAUUUGCCACCAUAGUUUAUUAAUUGACAAAUUAACUGCAAUGAUGUGAAAGACAAAGAAGUGUUGCAAAAAUUUUACUUUUUUUUAUUUUUAAUUGCUACUCAAAUGAGUAUAGAUUGUCUGAUACAAAGAUGCUGUACCAUUCCUCAAAAAUGAGGUUUUUCUAGUCUGAAUAAAUCAGCUGGUCUUUUUAUUAAGCAUGUUUAAGGGGAUCUUAAUGUGUCAGAUAUUUUGCCACAGUAGUCGAAUAAUUGAUUAAACUGAAAAUUGAGUUAAAAACAAACAAGAAAAUGGUGCUGACAAAGGUUUUUACUUUUGUUUUCAUUUUUAUUACCGAAGUGAACAUAGUUUGUAAAAUAAGAGAAUGUUUUAAGUUUUUUAUGUUUAAUUUUAAGUCCAGUUUUCUAAUCGUAGUAACUGUAGUUAGGCUGUUUUUAAUUUUGUUUCAUGAUUUUGCCGACAGAAGCCAACCCGUCUUUUUAAAUGUUGUUAGUAAAGCAGUGACUGUUGUGCAAAGUCUUGAAAGGUAUAAAUGGAAAAAAAAAAGGUUAUAAAAAUGCACUUCCAUAACGUUCUGUUACAUAUUUCUGGACCGUGAACCAUCCAUCUAAUUGGUUGUAUCUUUUUCAAUAAAUUUACUACUAAUGCAUUUA
Molecule: messenger RNA, 5308 nt
Organism: Larimichthys crocea (large yellow croaker)
Lineage: Eukaryota; Metazoa; Chordata; Actinopteri; Sciaenidae
Gene: ehmt1b
Product: euchromatic histone-lysine N-methyltransferase 1b
Exons: 26
Coding region: 88-4047 (1319 amino acids)
Biological process (GO): negative regulation of transcription by RNA polymerase II; peptidyl-lysine dimethylation
Cellular component (GO): nucleus; chromatin
Molecular function (GO): histone H3K9 methyltransferase activity; p53 binding; zinc ion binding
Source: RefSeq, a predicted model, not a curated record